AUGCUUAUUUCAAUCACUUUUAUCACUAUUGUCCUAAUCAUUUCAGCGGCAGUUAUAAUUCUCUCUACACUCCUAGCAAAAAAAACUAUUACAGACCGAGAGAAAAGAUCCCCCUUUGAAUGUGGAUUCGACCCCAAAGGAUCAGCACGACUACCGUUUUCACUACGAUUUUUUCUAAUCGCUAUUAUUUUCUUAAUUUUUGAUGUAGAAAUCACACUCCUCUUACCCCUAACCACAAUCAUCACAUUCUCUAACGUAAAAACAUGAACCCUCACAGGGUUAUUUUUCCUCAUUAUUUUACUCUUAGGAUUAUACCACGAGUGAAUCCAAGGAGCUUUGGAGUGAUCUGAAUAA
Messenger RNA from Macrobrachium nipponense, 354 nucleotides. The record is from the annotation of a RefSeq genome assembly. NCBI's taxonomy places the organism in Eukaryota, Metazoa, Arthropoda, Malacostraca, Decapoda, Palaemonidae.